AGAAAGUGUUUUGUAGUAUUCGCAACGCUAACUGAACUAGUCACAAAUUCCAUCCAGGGGGAUUCUUGGCUUUUUUGCUUGGUGCCACUGCGUGCACCUAACCUGAUCGGACUGUAAACUUUUCGUAAGUUUUGGCGCGAAUAGCAUGACGCGAGGGUUAACCGCUUUUUCUUAGCGAAACGCUUUUUUUCGCCUUUAUUUUCUUGCGUCGUGACACCGAAGCCGAAGAGCUCGCUCGAAUUGGAAGGAUGAAGUGCACCACUCCUGAAAUUUCGUGGCACAAUCGUGACCCGGUGCUGAGUGUCGACAUACAGAGUGAUUUAUGCGUAAACUUGAAAGGAGAGAAGUUUUGGAGAGUAGCUACUGGAGGAGCGGACGGUCACGUUUUGAUCUGGCAUUUAACAACAACCCCGUGUGGCGGUGCUACCGUGACCUUUGCGGCAGAUCUGGAACGUCAUCAAAAAGCCGUCAAUAUCGUGAGAUUCUCCCCGUCCAAGGAAAUUCUGGCAUCAGGAGAUGACGAAUCAGCUAUCAUCCUGUGGAGAAUGAAAGACGAACGAGAGAACUCUCCACCUUCGGACAGUACUGAGAACAGAGAGCAGUGGACUUCCUGGAAGGUAUUGAGAGGGCACAUCGAAGAUAUCUACGACAUCAGCUGGUCUCCAGAUUCCAACCAUUUGAUUUCCGGAUCUGUCGAUAAUACGGCUAUUAUGUGGGACGUUCAGAAAGGUCGCAAAACCGCAAUACUGUCAGAUCACAAAGGCUUCGUUCAAGGAGUAUCGUGGGACCCUUGUAAUCAAUAUGUGUGCACUAUCAGCACAGACCGGCAAUGUCGUUUGACAAGCAUCGCUACAAAGAAAGUGGUACAACGCGUUUACAAGUCGAAAAUUCCAACGUCGGCGGGCAGCCCAUUGGAGGGAAAAAUUGUGCGUUUGUUUUACGACGACACGUUCAAAUCUUUCUUCCGUAGGCUGACUUUCUCCAUAGACGGAUCGCUGAUACUCGUUCCUUCAGGAAUAAUCGAGUCGCAGGAGACUACGGAGACUAUAUCGAACGCCACGAUAGUAUUCUCUAGGCAGAACAUGAAGGAACCGAUAAUGAUCUUGCCCACUCUAAGUGAAUGCACUAUAGCGGUACGGUGUUGCCCUGUAUAUUUCGAGUUGCGGGAGGACGGUCCGGAUGCUCUGAUAACGCUGCCGUACAGGAUGGUAUUCGCUGUUGCAACGCAAAGCUCCAUAUUAAUUUACGAUACACAGCAGAUUUUCCCGAUCGGUAUGGUAUCGCUCAUUCACUACGGCAGACUGAACGAUCUUUCGUGGUCCAGUGAUGGCCGAAUUUUAAUUGUCUCUUCAAGCGACGGUUACUGCUCCGUAAUACAUUUCGAAGAGAACGAACUAGGUAAGAUUUACAAAGCGACCGAUUCCGCGAGCACGAUACAGACAACGUCCAGGAUCAAAAAUCCUGGCAAGAGAUCUUCGAGCAACGGAGUCAAAGAUAUUACCUUCAGAAAUAAUAAUGUCUCGACGUUCGAUGUGGACGAUAGUGCAAUGGAUAUUGAUCUUGCGGAGUGUGAUACAAUCGAGAUGGCGAAUGAUCGAUCUGAGGAACUUAACGAACGGAGGUCAGACAAAGUCGAGAGUGGUCGGAGUAUUAUUACGUCCAAAAUUGCUGAUUUGAAAAUAGACAAGAAAUCGAUCGAGGAGGAAGAAACGGAAGACAUCAAAUUAGUGUAUGAAGAGAGUACCAGUGACACGUGCAAAACAAAAACGAAGGAUAGUCCGUUGAAAACUGAUGUGGCUCCAACUAUAAGUAAUAAUAAAACGCCUAGGAGAGUAAAACUGAUAACUUUAUCGAGUCCGAGGGAAGUCAAAAAACAAUGAUCUAUUGUACAAAGGAGAGAUUGUGUCUUCCUAAGAUUAUAUAGCUUUUAAUUGUAUUUUAAUUAUUUGUCCAAUGUAAAAUACCAGUUGCGAGACUGCGAACACGAUUUUCCGAGCUUUGUUGUAAGAAAAAUAUAUAUUUGUUAUAAAGCAUGUAUA
This is a messenger RNA of Ooceraea biroi (clonal raider ant), 2039 nucleotides long. RefSeq names its product chromatin assembly factor 1, p105 subunit (gene Caf1-105). Lineage: Eukaryota; Metazoa; Arthropoda; Insecta; Hymenoptera; Formicidae. Gene Ontology annotation, biological process: nucleosome assembly; DNA replication-dependent chromatin assembly. Gene Ontology annotation, cellular component: nucleus; CAF-1 complex. Gene Ontology annotation, molecular function: protein binding. The record is from RefSeq and is a predicted model, not a curated record.